Messenger RNA from Diorhabda sublineata, 1436 nucleotides. Its product is annotated as aprataxin and PNK-like factor. Bases 1 to 1281 code for a protein of 426 amino acids. The transcript has a single exon. The record is from RefSeq and is a predicted model, not a curated record. Gene Ontology annotation, cellular component: nucleus; site of double-strand break. Gene Ontology annotation, biological process: double-strand break repair. NCBI's taxonomy places the organism in Eukaryota, Metazoa, Arthropoda, Insecta, Coleoptera, Chrysomelidae. Gene Ontology annotation, molecular function: DNA-(apurinic or apyrimidinic site) endonuclease activity; 3'-5' exonuclease activity; protein binding.
AUGAGACAAUUACAUAUAUAUUCUUUGGACGACGAAAAUGAAGAAAAUAUAAUUGCCACAUUUGUUGAAGGUGAACAUCCAAUUGGCAGAGAAAAACUAAAUUGUAAAGAUAAAAGAAUUUCAAGAAAUCACGCUUUAAUAACGGUAACUGAAAGUGAUAUAACAAUAAAAUCAACGCAUGUAAAUCCUUUAUUUUACAAGCCUUAUGGUGGAAAUAGUCUUAAAAUUGUUAAAACAAAUGAAACAGUUAUUAUCCAUGAUGGAGACCAAUUUGGUUUACUAGCAGAUACUUUUUGGUUCAAAGUUAGAUACCCAGAAGCUAGAAGUGGGGUUAAGCGACACCAUAAUGGGGUCCAAGUUGAUACAAUAUUAAAUAUUAGCUGUGAUGAUGUUAAUCACAGUGAAUUUGAAGGUGAAGUUGACUCAAAAUUAUGUGAAAAGGAAAUUGAUUCUAAUAAAAGGGCAGAGUUUGGUACUGAACAACAAAAUCAGACUCACUUAGAAGAAAAGCUUUGUGUUAAAGAUAAUGAAAAUCUGUUGGAAGAUCAAACUAAUGAGAUUGACACUACUAAUGAAGAUAGUGACAAAAAUACUAAUGAAAGCAAAGAUUUUGCAGAUUUUCUAGGAAAGAGUGAGGAAAAAGGAUUGCCAGAACCAAAUAAACCUCAUAAAAACUGUCACUCAGAGGAAAAUCAUACAAAUGAAAAUGAUAAUACAACUGACUGCGUUAAUGAAAAAGACGAUGAAGAAUUGAAGAAUCCAAAUAAUAAUGAUGCUUCAAAUAAGAACGACACAGCUACGAAAAAACAAAGACAAAAGUGUUGGUAUGGUGCAAAAUGUUACAGAAAAAAUACGGAUCACAAACAACAGUACAGUCAUGCCGGGGAUUCUGAUUAUGAUGAAAAUGACAUACCUAAUUGCCCCUUUGGUAGUGCUUGUUACAGAACUAACGGUUUACACAGACAACAUUACAAGCAUGACAACCCUCCUGCUCAAAAACCUCCACCAAAUACCAAUGACCUAGAUAGUUCUGAAGAUGGUACAACUGCGAGAAAAAAGCGAAAAACUACUACAAAAGUGACAAAAUACACAGAGUCUCCUGAAGAUGAUUAUGAUCUUGAAGAUCCAUUUAUAAACAAUAAUAGCAGCGAUGAUUUUGAAUUAUCAGAUAGUGGUGACAGUGAUAGUGAUUGGCGAGAUUCUCAAGAGGUCGAGGAAGAAUCUCAAGAAAGAAAAAGGCUACUGAAAGAAGCAAAAAAAUUUAUUCAUCAAAAGAAAUGAAAAUAACAAUUUUUAAUUGAUUUUAAUACAUCACACUGAUAUAAAUAGUGAAUUUUCUUAGUUUUAUUUUUAUUUAUUGUAAUACCCUCGUAUAUAAUGUUUUUUUGCUCAAUUUUGCUCUUUAUCAAAAUAUAAUUCAACUCGUGGUUCAUUAA